AUGGGUCUCGAAUUUGGACUCACUGAUUCGCAAUUCUUAAUGUUAUUGCGAGAAAAACAACGAAGUAAUCAAGCAUUCUAUCUCGAUUAUAAAAUCAAAAAGUACGCUCGGAUGCACAAGACCACGAGAAUUUAUGAUCUGAACGAUUUUCUUAAGAAACAAUCCAUGUAUGAAUUGGACCAACAAAACCUGUUAUUAUUACAACUAAUCUUCUGGAAAGUUUGUCGAAUUAUCAACAAACAAAACAACCCAGGUCAACAAAUCCGAUGGGAGCCGAUCGGAUCCGCCCAUCCGACGAGAUCCGAUAGGAUUCCUGGCGACGGAAUUGCAUUGGAUUCCGACUGGAAAAAUCCAGCCAUUUGUUGCAAAUUUUAUGAGCGUUAUUUUUAG
This is a messenger RNA of Adineta ricciae, 390 nucleotides long. Lineage: Eukaryota; Metazoa; Rotifera; Eurotatoria; Adinetida; Adinetidae. The record is from the annotation of a GenBank genome assembly.